UGUUCAGCCAUAUCGAUAAAUGCUUAAAUUGCAAACAAAGCGGGUCUGCUGCGUGAGGUUUAUGUAGAUUUUCUCAGAUAUUGCAUACCGUAAUAAAUUGCGUGGUGUAGUUUGUUGCAUGUGUUAAACUUGAGAGGUAUAGUUGUGUUGUUGAUGCUGUCGCAAGUACUGAUAUUCGAUUAUGAAAACAGUUUGUAAAUUUCAACUUUAGGCAUUCAGGACUAUGAAAAUGUAGGAACAUACAUAAAUAAGCAUUCUUACAUUACAUCGUUGUGUGCAAGCUGAUGUAAGGUGCUUGGAGAAGGUACAUAGACCUGUAGGAGUUGACAGUUUCGGGACUAGUAGUACCUUGUGACAUAAACUUCUAAAGAGAGCUGUCCAGUCCAGUGUGGGUCCUCUCAGCCAGUGGAUACUUCACUUCUUCUGAAAAAUAACAGAUUCAGUUUUAUAUAUUGACUGUGUUACCUUUCAGAAAAAAGGGAGGGAAGUGCACGCUAUUGGAUUUCUGAUGCUGAAAUUUUUCUUCGGCCUGGGAUUUCUAACAGUUUCUGAACAGUACAAGAGGAAUUGGAUAUCGAACUUGGCAUUUUGUGGAUUCCUAAACAUGUGUUAGAACACUCUAAGAUGAACAGCAGUGUAAGGAGCUCUCAUCAAGACAACUGGAUCUACUUGUACAAGUGAUCGGCUGCUAGCAGGGGAGUCCAUCACCAUCGUCAUGGAGUCAGACGAGAAAGUGACAGGUGAUCCCGGCGUGGUGGGGCACAUCGACCCUCUCGGUGUCGAGAAUCAGGCGUUUAGUGAUGAUGUAGCAAAGGUGGACUCUGAUGGUAGUCCUGAAAGUUCUGAUCAGAAUAUGAAUCGGAAUAAGAGUGAGAAAAUCCUUGAUUCGGAUGACGUUUUAAGGACUAAAGAACCGGCAACGUUACAGGUAGAUGUAGCAGAGCGGCCGGCUACGCUGCCAAUGGACGUGAGGUCGAGUUAUGUCGGGAAUAGUGAUCUGGACUCUAUGAAAUAUAAAGAUGGGAUGGCCAUGUCACCGUCGUAUUACAUGUUGACACCAGACGAGUUGUCACUUGAUGGCUCAGAGUCGCCAAGAUCAGAUCAUUCUGGGGCCACCUUUCACCCACCACCAUCAGGGCAGUUCACAUUUGAUGGUGAUUUGUGGAAAAAAGAUGGUGGUGAGCGGAGUAAUGACCCGUUGACUCUGGUGGAGGAAAAACAUGGUAUAGCAGGUCGUGGUGGAAACGCAACUGAUGAGGCGCCCUCUGGGGGUAACGCACAAUCGAGUGAAUUGACUGCUGUAAGUCCAAACACGGGUCAUCCAUUAGCCAUAUAUAAACAAUCUGUUGAAGUUGAGAUUAACCACGUCGGAUCUGAAACUGCUGAGGACAAGUCUCCACGACGACGAGUCAUUAAAGUUGAUAGUAAAGACUGCCAUUUUGGUGCACACGACACGUCCCGGGAUAGUAGUCUUGACUAUUCUUUAGAUAUCGCCGAUCCUGUAGAGAAUGGCAACAUGGUAAAUGGUGCUGCAUGUAUACGCAUCGGUGACGAUAUCUUAGAAAGUUCAACAGAUCCUGAUGUUCCUCGGACAACCUCAUUUCAGGAUGUAAACUUGACGUUAGAUCGUGAGCGUCCGUCCGUUAGUUAUCGCUCCAAUAGUAACUCGAUGAACCAAGAUUAUUACCAGACGGAUGUCGUCAUGCUAGAGGAGAUUAUUCCACGCGUUUUCAACCCAGCAGGUCUGAAAAGUGCUCAACAUGUGGCUACGGUGAUACCAACUGAAUGUCACGGAUGGACGGGGGCCAAUAUCAACCCUGAAACCAUGCCACUGCAGCUUAUACAACUAGAGGUUUCCAAAGAUGACUACACGACCGCCUUAACGAUGCUGGGAAAAGACGUCAAAAUCGCAUAUCAUACGUUUUUCUACAACAAAUGGUUGCAAAUUGGCUUGUUUUCCUGUGUGUUCAUCACGUUAUGGAUGCUAGGCUUCCUGCUGUGGCACACCGGUGGGCUUCCAGAUCGUAUUGGCAUCGGACUCUUCUUCAUCCUGGCAUGGAUGUUUAUGGUCAUUGGACUGGUCUUGUGUCGCAUCGCACGCAAUAAGAUGAAUAAGAAGACCGAGACGACGCUCGCCCAGGUCAAUGAAAUCUUGCUCAAACAUAACGUGUUGAUGGGUGUGGAAGACAAGGGCGCCAUGUCAUGCAAUAAGGUGAUUCUGCAUUUCAUCUACUUUGAAGAAGGCCCAUGCAUGGAACGUCUCAUGGAUGAUAUCGCAAAAGGUUUGCAGAAAAAUCGAAAACUUCCAAAAAUGGUGAAGAAGCAGCGAAAAGAUGUGAGUCCUGAAGUUGAUAUUGACGAGAGUGAUCUGAUCAUAGAUGAACAGGAAUCAACAGAGGGGCAUCGACAGAUUUUAGCCAAACGACUUUUGCUCAAGUACAGCGGGAUGUAUGUCAAGCGUCUGAUGACGGAACGCCUUCCACGUCCAGCUGAACGCCGCCAUACUGGCAACAUCCCAUGUCUGUGUCAGUUCAUCGAGCGCCAUUACUUCAAGAUCUACGAAGUCUUAGUGAUGAUCUGACAAACCGAGACGUCACGGCUGAUUUAAACCAACACUCAAAAAGGUGUGCAGAAACAAGUAUUGAAUAUCCAAAUCAAAAUUAAAUUUGGUUUUUAAGAAAUUUUCUCUGAAUUAGCUUUUCCUCAAAAUCACAACUGAGUGAAUUUCUGCUACAAAUCUGAAUUGGUUGGUUAGGUCUAAAACUCUAAUAAAAAUGACACAAGGAGGAAUCUAAUCCCCAUAAAGAUGAAUGGACACUCAGCUGGGCCAACAACACUUUUGCUCAAUUAUUGUUGUUUUCUUUUGAUCCCAAUGGUCAAGGUGGCCAAGGACUGACAUGAGGGGCUGAUUGCAGCUGUGGGAUGUGAUUUAAUAAUCAUAGCCGCAGCGUAGUUACCAAUGCACAACAACUCCUGUAUGUUAUCACUAUCAAUCUUGAGGUGCACCGUUUUCAUUUUACACAUCACAAUCCUAUGUUUAUUGAGCUCCAUGAUAUAACACUGCUGUGACUUUCUGGGUUAAGGCUUGCUCCAGUUGUUUCUUCUAAAGCUUUUGCAUUAACACACCCCAACAUCAAUUCUGGUUAUGGUCUAUCGAUUUACGAGGAACUGACUGCCAUCCCUGAUACAUACUUUCUCCUCCUGUGUUCUUUGUAAAAGAGAGGAAUACAGGAAGGAGUAUAUACUGUGGAUACAUGUUUAAAUUGUCCCUAUGACUGACUUUAACAUGCAAUGAUAGUACAUCAAUAGUCGGUAGACGAGUAUGCUUCAUUGAUGGCCGUCAGCUCUCACUUGAACUUGUCCUUUAACCUUGAUAUCAACCAACACCACGCUAACUCACUCUGCUCUUAGGCUCAUCACUGACACACUGGUCUCACUUUGGUUUCGGCAAACAAUUCCACUCGACACUUGCUUUCUGCACAGAGACUCUGAGGUUUAAAACAGUCAUGACGUCUGAAGCUCUCUUCAACUCAUGCCAAGUUUGCCUGAAGCACCGGUGCUCUAAACUUAUAUGAAACGUCGGCAGUUUCCUUCGAAUUGGCUGACACUGGCAACAAUUCAGUCAGCCCAAGUCACUUAUCAACUUUAGAACACUUCCAUGUGAAACUGUAUCACUGCACAAGUGACUCAGGCAUACUUAGUGUGUGUAUAGAGGUCGUACGGUGAUAUCAUAGGCACGUCAAUCUCUGUCUUUGACACUGCUCAUGCCGCCAACUACUUAUUUCACAAGCUACUGCCCUGUUCAAAAUGACAUUUUCCUUUGUUUUUAACCAGAUUAAACAAAAAGUUUGAAACGUGUGGAUAUUUUGGUUGACCAUUGGUGUGUUGGUGGCAAUGUGCGACAUGGGGGGGUCAACGACUAGAUUUGAUAUGAUGAAAAUUUGUGUAUUUUCUGUUGUGAUGUCAUCUGCUCGGCCUCUGUCACGUAUGUUUGAGAAAUCAAGCUGCCGUGCUGGAGAUAUUAUGAGAUUUCUUUUUGUGUAGACUUGAUGUUGUCAUAUUGUCAGGCAUUUGCUCGUAGAAAAUCAAGAUAUGACCAUGACAAACGAUGCUACCUUGAUCACAGCUAACUGGACCAUGUGGCUGUGGUCACGACUAACUGGACCAUGUGGCUGUGGUCACGACUAACUGGACCAUGUGGCUGUGGUCACGACUAACUGGACCAUGUGGCUGUGGUCACGACUAACUGGACCAUGUGGCUGUGGUCACGACUAACUGGACCAUGUGGCUGUGAUCACGACAAACUGGACCAUGUGGCUGUGGUCACGACUAACUGGACCAUGUGGCUGUGAUCACGACUAACUGGACCAUGUGGCUGUGAUCACGACAAACUGGACCAAGUGGCUGUGAUCACGACUAACUGGACCAUGUGGCUGUGGUCACGACUAACUGGACCAUGUGGCUGUGAUCACGACUAACUGGACCAAGUGGCUGUGGUCACGACUAACUGGACCAUGUGGCUGUGAUCACGACUAACUGGACCAUGUGGCUGUGGUCACGACUAGGACCAUGUGGCUGUGAUCACGACUAACAGGACUAUGUGGUUGUGGUAACGACAAACUGGACCAUGUGGCUGUGGUCACGACUAACUGGACCAUGUGGCUGUGAUCACGACUAACAGGACUAUGUGGUUGUGGUAACGACAAACUGGACCAUGUGGCUGUGGUCACGACAAACUGGACCAUGUGGCUGUGGUCACGCCUGACUGGACCAUGUGGCUGUGGUCACGACUAACAGGACUAUGUGGUUGUGGUCACGACAAACUGGACCAUGUGGCUGUGGUCACGACUAACUGGACCAUGUGGCUGUGAUCACGACUAACUGGACCAUGUGGCUGUGAUCACGACUAACUGGACCAUGUGGCUGUGGUCACGACUAACUGGACCAUGUGGUUGUGAUCACGACUAACUGGACCAUGUGGCUGUGAUCACGACUAACAGGACCAUGUGGCUGUGAUCACGACUAACUGGGACCAUGUGGCUUUGGUCACGACUAACAUGACCAUGUGGCUGUGAUCACGACUAACUGGACCAUGUGGCUGUGGUCACGACUAACUGGACCAUGUGGCUGUGAUCACGACUAACUGGGACCAUGUGGCUUUGGUCACGACUAACAUGACCAUGUGGUUGUGAUCACGACUAACUGGACCAUGUGGCUGUGGUCACGACUAACUGGACCAUGUGGCUGUGGUCAUCAUGAAAUACAGUGCUUCACUGAAUACUAUACCAAGCUAGACAGUCAUAUGUAUCAGAUGCGAUUCCUGUCAACACAUCUUCCGAUCCAGACUUGAACCAAUCCUUUUUUCCUUUCGGACCAUAGAAUAGCUUACAGUCUGCUUUAAGCUACACCAGUCACGGAAUCAACACAGGAAGUGGAAUUGGUGAGUUUGAGAGCAAUAAUACUACAAGCACCAUGCAAUUGGCACCAAUUUUGCAACAACACUUAAUGCACACGGGCUGAAGGCAUUGUAGAAAUAGAACGUAGGAGUUUUGCUUGUGUGGUAGUAAUACUUGUCCCAUGGGGAAGUCGAUCGAGCCUCUUGUUCAACGGUUGUAUAGGAAUCGCAGAUAUAGAGGUCAUGCUUGUAGUAACCGAGUGGUUUAGCGUGACUAGAAAUACUGAACACCGAACGCGGGUUUGACCAACAACAACUUUAUCAAGCAUGUGCAGAGCAUGAUGUAACGGGGAAUAAUGGUAGAUGGUAGCAGUGCAUACAGAAAUGCCACAAUGCUCACCCUGGCCCUUCUUCCAAUACUAGGUAGCGGUCAGCCGCAGGCGCAUGUUGGCUGAUAAAAGCUUGGUUGGAGAAUGAUAGAAUUUUAUGACAUGUAAGGUUGUGCAAGCUGGGUGUAUACGGUCCCUUGGUGUUCUUGGUAAGCAUCCUCUUGAAGGCGCUGAUAUUGUCAGCCAUCGCUGUAGCUUCUGGCCCUAAGUACACUAGGACUAGAUAUUGGACAUGAACCCAACAAGGACUUUGUCCAGGAUUUGAAAAGAUAUAUGAACAACCAUAACAAUGAGAGAUUUGACCAUGACCUAACUUAUUGCUAGAGUAACAAUAUUAUCCCCUAACUUGAACACCGACUGUGUUAUUUCUUGUCAUUACUGGGAUAGGAAUUACUCUAUUACAGAAGUGAAAAGUCUGGUGUUAUAAGACUGUGAUUAGGUUGUGUGACGAACUGUAUUAAAUCAUGCUUUAUAAAUGCAAACCUUGUUCUAAACAAGUACUGUUGUGUUAUAUAUUCUAAAGAUAUGCUCACAUUAUUUCAUGCCGAGAUCUUUGUGGUUUUUAUUUUGGGUAAUUUGUCGGCUAUUCUGCCAUGACAUUCCCAUGUAAUGUUUUGUUUAUUUAUUUAUGUUAUACAUUUGUCGAAUCUCAAACGAUAAAAACUCACUCCUUAGGAAUCUCUGUAAUUCAUGCCUGUUAUGUAGCCUUGUCUAGAGAUAUUAUCAGGGUUUUUGUUGAUGCUAUGUUUUCCACUCUACACUGGACACUGUACUCCACUCACAUUCCACUCCACACUGGACACCGUACUCCACUCACAUUCCACUCCACACUGGACACCGUACUCCACUCACAUUCUACCCCACACUGGACACCGUACUCCACUCACAUUCCACUCCACGCUGGACACCGUACUCCACUCACAUUCCACUCCACACUGGACACCGUACUCCACUCACAUUCCACUCCACACUGGACACCGUACUCCACUCACAUUCCACUCCACACUGGACACCGUACUCCACUCACAUUCCACUCCACGCUGGACACCGUACUCCACUCCACACUGGACACCAUAUUCCACUCGCAUUCCACUUUUACGCUGGGCACCACAUGAUGCCACAUGAAGUGUAAUAUCACUGGAUCUCUUUAGCCUACCAUCAUUUAUUUGCAGAUAUGACUGACUAACAUAUCAUGAAUGUUCAACUUGUCUCAUUUGCCUAAUUUUAUCAGGUACUGUUGUUAUGGUGUUGUACAUAUUUCCUACCGGAUUUUAUGGACAGAUUGAUGAUGAUAAUAAGAGAAAAUGUAAAUAAAACAUGUACAUGUAAUAUAAUAAAUGAUGUAAUCUAUGCAUUGGUAAA
Lineus longissimus is the source of this 7146-nucleotide messenger RNA. RefSeq lists its product as uncharacterized. The record is from RefSeq and is a predicted model, not a curated record. The transcript has 8 exons. Bases 716 to 2581 code for a protein of 621 amino acids. NCBI's taxonomy places the organism in Eukaryota, Metazoa, Nemertea, Pilidiophora, Heteronemertea, Lineidae.